ACAAUUUAGUUUUAUUCCGAAAGGGGGCACAGGUAUCGUUAAAAUGGCGGUGUCUAGAUGCAGAAAUGUGUAUCUGAAAGUUACGGAAAGAUUGGAGAAAACUUUUUACAGAUGGUGCCAGACUGCAACGGCUUCUAAUCAGAAACGAAAGUUGAUUCGGACAUAUGGACAGCCCACACCACACACGCAUCCACAUCUCAUGCAAGAGGGACACGUCGUCCCGGGCCUUACACAAGAGGAGUUUCGAGAUCGUCGAUUUCGGCUGAUGGAAAAUAUUUGGAAACACAUGCUGAAAACUGCAUCAACUAUUCAGAAUCACAUUGUGGUUAUACCUUCAGCGACGAGAGCUUACAUGACAGACAAAAUUCCAUACCAUUUCCGUCAAAAUACAGACUUUUUAUAUAUGACUGGCUUUCAAGAACCAGACAGCGUUCUGAUCCUUCACUCAUUACCAAAUAAAACUCUUCCAGAGCAUAAAAGUGUUUUAUUUGUACAGAAAAAAGUUGCUCAGACUGAAUUAUGGGAAGGACCGCGAUCGGGACCAGAUGGUGCUAUUGAUCUUCUUGGGAUAGACAGCGCAUAUAAUAUAGAAGAGUUAGAAAAGUUUUUAAAUUCAUUUAUCUAUGAUAAUCAAAAAUUUAUACUGUGGUAUGAUUAUCUAAGUUCACCUCAGUUACCUAUUCACGAAGUGAUGAGAGAUUUUGUAGCAAAUUGUCGUCACUCGGGCUUCGAAUCUUGCCGACCUCUAAUUCAGCAGUUGAGAUUAAUAAAGUCAGAUGCAGAAAUUAAAUUAAUGAAGAAAAGUACAGAGAUAGCAUCCGAAGCAAUGAAAGAAGUCAUGAAGUCGUCGCAUCCUCUUGUUACCGAAUCGCAGCUUUAUGCAAAAAUGGACUUUGAAUGUCGCAUCAGAGAAGCAGAACAUCUUGCUUAUCCUCCCGUUGUAGCUGGAGGAUCUAGAGCUAAUAUUAUUCAUUACACUGCAAACAAUCAAAGAAUAUUAGGGGGUGAAAUGGUUUUAAUGGAUGCUGGUUGCGAAUAUCAUGGAUACGCAAGUGAUCUGACUCGUACUUGGCCCGUCAGCGGUCACUUCACCAGGCCUCAGAGAGAGUUGUACGAGGCCGUUCUGGCCGUUCAGGAGGAACUCAUAGAAUUAUGCGCCAACUUCACUUCGUUAGAUCAACUGUUUCAUGCCAUGUGCCAAUUAGUAGGAUCAAAGUUACAAGAACUUGGAAUAGUCUCUACAAACAUAGGAAAAAUUGAAUUAGGAAAGAUUGCAUAUAAUUAUUGUCCUCAUCAUGUCGGACACUAUUUGGGAAUGGACGUUCAUGACACCACUCUCAUAUCUAGAAGCAUUAAGCUAAAACCGGGAAUGAUCAUUACUAUUGAACCAGGGAUCUAUAUUAGAGAAAAUAACCAAAGGGUUCCCUCUAAAUAUCGUGGAUUGGGAAUAAGAAUAGAAGACGACAUUCUGGUGACGGAUGUCGGACCCGAAGUACUUACGACUCACUGUCCCAAGACAAUCGAAGAUAUCGAAAAACUGUUUGGUUAAAUAUUGAAAAUGUGAUUUGCAUCACACAAACUAUUUAUACAAUUGCAAUUACAAGCUACACAAAUUAAAUCCUAUCAAAUUUUGUCGACUAUUAAUGUUAUUUACAAGUGCCAUUGCCAACUGGAAGAUGACAAUAGUAGACAUCACUGUUUUGUUUCUACAGUAAUGUACAGUAAGAUUUUUUAAUUAAAUUCAAUUGCAGAAAACUUAGCAUAAAUGUAAUAUAGUUUAUUAAAUGAGAUAAAUGUAUUUGUCGUUCAUAUAGUCAAAACAAUAUUCUUACGUCAUUUUAUAUUUAUUAUUAUGAAAUCAAUUAUCAAAUGUUAUUCUCUAGAUUUUUUCAAUUUUGAUUAUACAACAAAUAGAAUGUAUUUAUGUAUAUAAACAACGAAGACAUUUCUCAAUGUAUAAACACCAUUGAGUUCAUGGACAUUCUGAAAACUUCUGCUAUAAUUAUUUGAGUACGCACUUUGAAAUUUUAGAGCAGGAAGAAUAAUUUCACAAGAACAACUGAUUAUAUAUAUAGUAUGUUAUGUUAUAAUUAAUAAUAAAUGGCAAUUAAAUGAUACAAAAGUUUUGGAGACAACCUCAUUGAAGAUCUGAUUGUUAGAGCAAUAUGUUGUUUCCAACAGCUUUGCCAAUGAUAUUAAUUAGUAUUUUUUCAACAUAAGCAAAAUGGCACAUGACAAACACGUGAAGUACUGUACAUGUGAAGGAAGUGUGUUGUAAUCAUUGUUUAUGCUAAAAACUGGCAAGUAUAUUUUUGGAGAAGUGUGUCAAUAAGUUUAAAUCAUGUUAUAAUCAUUACCAAUAACACCUUAUUUAUUAUGAAGCUAAAAUUAGCAAUAUUUGCCAGAUAUAAUCAGUCAUUUUUUAUAACCACUUAAAAGGGGAUUUUUGGACAAAUAAACCUAAAUGUUAUGUCCUUUGAAUCCAAUGCUCACCCAAGGUUAAGAAUUACUCAGUAGACGAUUAAUUCUCAGAUAUUUUAUUUAAAUUUGUUUCAGAUCAGAAUUCACGCCAAUUCUUCAGUAAAGAUACAACCUGCAACAGAGCCCUAUACCAAUAUUUUGGACUCUUCAAAAUCAAUCCUAGUAACCCCGAUUUUAAAGAGUCCAAAAUAUUUGUGUAGGCUCUGUUGCAGAUUGUACUUUUACUGAAGAGGGAUCAGCAAGAAUUCCUAUUUGAAAUGCAUUUAAAUAAAAUAUCAGAAUUAAUCGUCUUCUGAGUAAU
Centruroides sculpturatus (bark scorpion) is the source of this 2782-nucleotide messenger RNA. Its product is annotated as probable Xaa-Pro aminopeptidase 3. Gene Ontology annotation, molecular function: manganese ion binding; metalloaminopeptidase activity. The record is from RefSeq and is a predicted model, not a curated record. Lineage: Eukaryota; Metazoa; Arthropoda; Arachnida; Scorpiones; Buthidae. The coding region runs from base 44 to 1549 and encodes 501 amino acids. Gene Ontology annotation, cellular component: mitochondrion. The transcript is spliced from 5 exons.